AUGCCUAGACAUAAAAGGAAACGUAGUUACUGGUACUAUAAGCAAGUACAUGGAGAGCUUGGGGAGUCCAAGCUGGCGAUGGUAACACACUCCAAUUCCACCUUAUAUGCGCAUGAUGGAAAUGUGGGCAUGUGGCUUGAGGAAGUGGGAUUGCUGUGGCACUAUGCGGAUCGAUGGAUGGCUUUGGCGCGCCAUUUUUCAAUGUUGGGACUGCAGAUGACGGUUAGUGGACAAAUUAAGAGCAAUAACAGCAAUUCACACACCCCGGAUGCCUUAUAUUGUCAUCUUCAUGGUGCUGAAACCAAAGGUCGUCUCAAACAAUUAAAAAUAUGGACUCAAGGAUAG
This is a messenger RNA of Phycomyces blakesleeanus NRRL 1555(-), 345 nucleotides long. RefSeq lists its product as hypothetical. The record is from RefSeq and is a predicted model, not a curated record. Lineage: Eukaryota; Fungi; Mucoromycota; Mucoromycetes; Mucorales; Phycomycetaceae. The transcript is spliced from 4 exons. Bases 1 to 345 code for a protein of 114 amino acids.